Molecule: messenger RNA, 1962 nt
Organism: Penicillium manginii
Lineage: Eukaryota; Fungi; Ascomycota; Eurotiomycetes; Eurotiales; Aspergillaceae
Exons: 7
Coding region: 1-1962 (653 amino acids)
Source: RefSeq, a predicted model, not a curated record
AUGGGAGCUUCUUGCCAGCCGGUAGGACCGGCCAUGCUUGUGUGCAAUGCCGACAGAGUUAAAUGCAGCUUCGAUGAAGAGGUCAAGGAUCCACGACACUACCCAUAUCUCCGUCUACGAUCGUCUAAAUCACCCCCUAUUCGACGAGAGAGGACCUUUGCAGAGAAUGAGCCCGAAGACGUUGGGUUGAUGGGCCAGAUAUCGUCACCCUUAAGCCCCUUACAGGGUGAACCGAUAUCCAUAUCAUUACCGGCGGGCCUUGCCAGAGAGCCGACUUCCUCAAACGAUGACGGGCUGCCGCAGCAAGUGGAAAUGCUGAAAUCACGGCUUGCAGAUCUAGAGAAACGUUUUACUAACACUCAACACGACCGUUCUGACAGCAUAAACACCCCGCGGUCUCUGGCUGCCGCCUCCCUUCAAAGACCUUCUGAGCUUUCUGAGUCACAUGGGAAUUAUCGGUCGUCUCCUACAAAUUAUAUCAACGUGGGAUCCUUCUCCAAUUCUGAUAGCCACAGCUUGUGUAGCCCACAAGCUCCUGCUAUCACCGAUGGACCCUUGAAAACACUCAAUAACUUCCAAGAGGAUGAAACGGUCGAGGUCGAGUCGCAUGACCCUAUUACGAGAUCGAUUAUAACGGAAGGGGAGGCAUAUGAAGAGGCUUACCCUGACAGCUAUUUUUCGAGCUGUCAUCCGAAUGCGCCAUUCCUCGAUAUUGGCUUCGAUUCGGAUGUUGAAAGACUUCGUUCCGACAGUACGCUGCUCUUCCUUGCUAUACUAUCUAUCGGCGCACGUUUCUGGAGUGCCUCGUCCAAGACCAUGUGCUGGCUACACCCUCGAUAUGCCGACACCGUUCGUCUUCUUGAUGCGGAGCUGAUGCGAGUCACAUUGCGACCCAGACCGGACGACCAGAAGUUAGAAACCGUUCAAGCACUUCUUCUCUGCGCACACUGGAUGCCAUUUGAUGUCUAUGAUACGGGAAGACGAUACAGAUCUAGAUUUUCCGAAAUGGGUGCAUGGCAAUGUCUGGGCCUCGCACUAUCUGCCCGACGGCCAUCUUACCUUAAUCCUACUCCACUGAAAGAAGUACUGGAGAAUUUCCUACAUGCCGAUUUUGUUCAGGCUACAGACAUUCGGCUGGCAUCUCUUUUCAAAGUGGCCUGUGGUGCCCACUCCACCGGGUGCCGACCAUCAACUAUCGAGAGCGUGGAGGCGUUUGACAAAGACGUGCAAUUGAUUGAGCAACAAUUCCUGUUGAAUCUAGGAAACAGGUCAAUAGAUACCCUGAGCCAACAUUUUCCAUUCACCUCACUACGAUGGUAUCGGCUCUCAUACGUUUGCGCAUUCCUCGACGCUACCGAUAUAACUCAACGAACAGGGGAAGCCUUGACUUGGGCAAUUGAGUGGGCUAGCCAGAUUCUUUUCCACCUAUCAAGACCGCGCUAUACGAGGGUCGAUAACGAACUGCCGGAUAAUAUUCAAUUGGAGCCUGAUCCAAGUGUCGUUGACGUGAUGUCUUUUGCGAUUGAUCAUUACUUCGUUGUUAUUGCCUAUGCCUCAUUUGUGCUGGUGAAUAGCUGGCUGAGUAACUUGAUGGACUUCAAUCUCCGACCACAUGUUACCAGAUCAGAUGGGGCCUUAAGUGAAACGGCCUCAACGUCUCUGCUCUACCGUCUUGUUGACGUCGCAGCUCGUACCCUCGAAGCAGCCAGUCCCCCCGAAGGCCAUCUUGCCCGCCGAUAUGUCCCCCUGCUACACGGAAUGGCGGGAAUAAUCUCUUCUAGCGAAACACAGAUACAUAAUCCCAAUUGCGAGAGUGUGAGCAUGGGUACCGGCAGUCUGGAUCUAUCGGAGCCACUGCAAAGUAAUUUGGGGGGAGACUUAUGGGAAAUGUGGCAACAAGCGGGGCUAGAACCUAUUAUCUGGCCGGGGCCCCUGGAUGGGGUUUACGACGCACGAGCAUGA